CUCCAGGGCCUAUUGUCGGGCGUGGCCCGGAUGAGGGAGCUGGUGGCCCAGCUGUUGGACCCCCAGGUGCAGCGGGAAGCGCAGGACAGACCGGCGGCGGCGGCUCCGGGCGAGGCCGCGGACGAGAAAAAAAUAUCCUCAGGUGAGGAUUAACAACAACAAAAAGAAAAAGUAUUGUGGAGUCUGCCACCACCACCACCACGGCUGCCACGGCCACCUCUGGGACAGCUGCGCUCCUGAGCAUCCCAGGGCAGCGUGUUGGAAGUUACUGACCGCUACACCCAGCCCUCACCAGAUCCAUCUCCUCCACACAUUCAGGGCGAGACCCCUCCAGAUACCAGCUGUGCUCCAUGUCUGAGAAGCUUAGCUGCCACUACUGCAAGGACUCCCUGCACGGGAAGAAGUACGUGGAGAAGGAUGGCAGCCACUGCUGCCUGUGCUGCUACGACAAGUACUGCGCCAACAUCUGCACCGAAUGCCGCCAGACCAUCGGUGCGGACGCCAAGGAGGUCCACUAUAAGGAAGGCUUCUGGCAUGACUACUGCUUCCGCUGCACCCAUUGCCAGCGCCCCUUGGCCACCGAGACCUUUGUGGCCAAAGAGAACAAGAUCCUGUGCAAAGAGUGCAACAUGAUUGAGAGCGCCCUCAUCUGCAAGGGCUGCUCAAAGCCCAUUCUGGCAGGCGAACAGAACGUAGAGUACAGGGGGACCGUAUGGCACCAAGACUGCUUCACCUGCAGCGACUGCAAGCAAGUCAUCGGGACGGGAAGCUUCUACCCUAAAGAGGAGGAAUUCUACUGCAUGGCUUGCUAUGAGGCCAAAUUUGCCAAGCGCUGCGUAAAGUGCGACCAGGCCAUCAUCUCUGGAGGAAUCACGUACCAGGACCAGCCCUGGCAUGCCGACUGCUUUGUGUGUGUCACCUGCUCAAGGAAGCUGGCCGGGCAGCGUUUCACGGCUGUGGAGGACCAGUACUACUGCGUGGACUGCUACAAGAACUAUGUGGCUAAGAAGUGUGCCGGGUGCAAGAACCCCAUCACUGGGUUUGGUAAGGGCUCCAGCGUAGUGACCUAUGAAGGACAAUCCUGGCAUGAUUACUGCUUCCACUGCAAAAAGUGCGCCAUGAAUCUGGCCAGCAAGCGCUUUGUUUUCCAUGAGGAGCAAGUGUUUUGCCCUGACUGCGCCAAAAAGCUGUAAAGUGACAGGGGCUCCUGUCUCGUAAAAUGGAAUUGUCUUGUUUUUCUGUGUUCUCACCCUCUGCCCUGCACUAUCCAUAGGGUAAGAGUUGUCUGUCACCUCUUCCAAGUUGUUCCUUCUGUCUUUCCUCCUAUUUUACAGUAUUACUCAAAUAAGGGCACUCACAUUAGGAUUUAGCACAAAGCGACCCCACGGCAGAGUUAAUGUUGCUAUGGCUACAGUUAAAAAAAAAAAAAAAAAAAAAAGGAACACUUAGUUUACUUUUUUGCAUAUUUAUCUUAGAGCAGAAAAGCACCAGCCAGUUAGCUGCUUAGGGACGUAAGCGAGAAACCCAGGAGCUAAGGCCCCCACCUGGUGCCCUUCCUGGCCCUGCGGGGACCCAUCGUGUCAUUACAGGACACGCAGUUGCACUGGCUACUCCAACUCCCUGUUCUGAGAGUAGAAUGAGGACUUACCGAAAUGCAUGGUUUAACUUCCUCGUCAAAACCUUCUUUCUGUUCUUUGUGCUUUCAAUCGACUAGUACAAAUUUCCAGAAUACUAACAUUUGAACUUAGCUGUGAUCCUAAGCUGACCUUUUUCCCGGACUAAGGUUCGAGUUGCCUGUGUGCUGUUUUCUGGACAUCCCUACUUCCCAGCAUGGGACACGCGGGUGAUGCAGGCGAAUUGGAGAGAACGGCCUGUUUCAAAGGAGCAGUGUCACAGUGAAUUCUGGAAGCUAACAAAACUAACCCAGCUGUCCUUUCUUAAUAGUUUGUUUUAGUUAAUAGCAUAGUUUAUGGGUUUGGAGACUUACAUGAAAACACUUGAGUCCUUCAAAUGUUCCUAAAGUUUUGAAAUCAUCAUACAGAAGUAACCAUGAAACUCCAAGGGGGUUCUGAGCAGGUGCCAGGACUGUCAUUGAUACGGACGUGGCAUUUCCAAACAAUGGCAAGUUGAAUCCCAUGUGACAAUAGCUCUCCGCUGUUUGGGCUGUGCUAGAGGCUUGCCAGCAUCCCUUCUCUGUGAUUCUUAGGGUUGUUUCUCACGAGCUUAGCUCCUCAGGGAGGAGGGCCACCAUCCUCACAGGAAGAACCACCUACCUACUGUAUUCUCGCUGUUACAUCGUUACAUUCCAUAACGGAUAGCAUGAGAGGAUGUCAAAGUGGACAUGGAAAGACAAGACAUACUAACACACUCCUACAGUGGUUAGAGAAGCAGACACGUCGUUUCUACAUUUUGUCAUUAGCUAUUAUCACCUAACGUGUCAAGGUGUCCUUACGGAAUAAAGCAACAUAAAUUUAAAAAAAGUUA
Messenger RNA from Pipistrellus kuhlii (Kuhl's pipistrelle), 2484 nucleotides. Its product is annotated as four and a half LIM domains protein 1. The record is from RefSeq and is a predicted model, not a curated record. Gene Ontology annotation, molecular function: transmembrane transporter binding. Gene Ontology annotation, biological process: muscle organ development. The transcript is spliced from 3 exons. NCBI's taxonomy places the organism in Eukaryota, Metazoa, Chordata, Mammalia, Chiroptera, Vespertilionidae. The coding region runs from base 351 to 1193 and encodes 280 amino acids.